UGUCGACGAAUACGACGUGUCCUGUGCCCAGCGUGUCACGGCAGCACAGCAGCCAUGUAUCGCGACGGCGAAGUGAUCCUCGAAGUGGAGUGCGGAGGGAACAAGGGUCUCCUUUACCUGUCCCGCCUGUGUCAGGGUUCAAAAGGGCCUUGCAUCCUGUUCAAGGAUACCUGGUUGACGCCCAACGAGUUUCAGUACGUCAGUGGACGCGAAACGGCGAAAGACUGGAAGCGCAGCAUUCGCCACCACGGGAAGUCUAUGAAACUGUUGCUGGCCAAAGGCGUACUGUCAGUGCAUCCGCCGGUGUGUGACUGUUCGGGGUGUCGAAUGAAUUCGCCAGUGGCGAACAGAGAACGAUUGAACGAAAAACGUAACCAGGAUGCGGAAGGUCUCAGCAACUCGACUCUGGGUAACUCCAUGGUCGGCAUCGAGGAUUCGUACGGUGGGACUCCGGGCACUCAGAGCCUUAGCCUGAGCGGAGCUCCGAGGCUGUCGCAGCAGCUCUUCCUCACCCAAGCUUUAAACGCUAUGGAAGCCGCCUCCCGAAAGCCACCACUAGCAGAAAGUGUGAGCCCAGAGCCCAAACGAGAAAGCAGACUGACCUCCAUCAUCGACCAACUCCUCAUCAGCAAAACGAAAAACUACCUCCAACAAAGCAACGACACCUCCAAGAGCAACCACCAGAACCACAAAGACCGAUCAGCACCGUCGCCAGCGCACGAACAAGGACACACAACCAGCCGUCCCUGCAGUCCGCUGUCUCGAAGCUCCGGAGCAGCAGGAGAAUCGCACGACCGACUGGACAGCGACGUUUCGGAUCUGCGCUCCAGCAGCGUAGCCAGCGGUUCGGAAGAAGAAAACUUUGACAAACCUGCAACUACGAGUAACGGCGUCGCCGGCACGACGGUGAGCCGGCGUAAACGGUCGACGCCGUCGUCAGCGGCGGCUCCGAGCAACGGUACAGCGUUGCUGACGGGGGACAUCAAGGUGGAAAGGCUGUCACCAGAGUCGGACGCAGCGUCGCCGCAGUCGUCGCCGUCCCCGGCCCGUGUGUUUCCGCCGGGGCUUGGGUUCGUGCUUGGACUGCGGCCAGGUCUCGUGCCUCCUGGACAUCCCUUCCCUCCGGGCGUCAGCGCGGCAACGCUGGCAGCACCGGCGCUCAAACAGAUGGAAAUGAUGACCAGGAACUACUCGGACUUCAUGCGAUCGCUCGCAGCCAAGUACAACAACCCUACGGGCCAAGAUGGGUUCAACUUCGGUCCAACGAAUGGCGCAGCCACGGGGCUUCUGCGCGGUUUCGAACCGCCGUUCCCGUUCAAGACUGCGGGUACCCCACCGCUCCCCACGGCAUCCGGCCGCCAAAGCGUGGGCGCCGCUAGUGCGUCCGGGAGCGAACCCGAAGGACCUCCCACCAGUGUCGCGCCUCACCACUCCACCCCACCCCUGAAGUCCCUGACGUCUUCACCCCCCGCCGCACUUGCGGAACCUCCUCGAGGGAACGCGCCCUUCAACCUCGCCGACUUCUCAUCGUCUCAGACCCUUCUGAACCUCGUGAGGACGGCGAGCGCCCAGAGCGCCUCCCAGCUCGAGACGUACCUCCGCGGAGCGGUGAAGAGACCUCACGAAGGAGACAUCACCCGUGCCGAUCCCUUGGACCUUUCCGUGGGCGCGGCUGUCAAGCGACCGAGGUCUUCUGGUGAUAGCGUCAGAGGGGAAGUCAUCGACGUUCACGGUUCGCCCAGGAAAGCCACGUCCCCGUGGUUGUUGUCGCUGGACGGUGGGAGACGGUCAAAGAGUCCGAAGUUGCGCUGCGGGUCGGUGUGCUCGGACCAGGCUGUGUCUGUGUGCGGAGACUCUCCGGUGUCCAAGUGGAGCAUCGAUGAUGUGGUGCAUUUCGUCACGUCUGUGGAAUCAUGUGCGGAAUAUGCAGAGAAAUUCCGAGAGCAGUCCAUCGACGGCACGACGCUACCGCUCCUAACGGAAGACCACCUGACAGUGUACAUGGGCAUGAGACUUGGUCCCGCACUGAAACUGCGCACUACUCUGGCAAGGAUGACCGGCCGAUGCACGGUCUGCAUGCACUGCAUCCACUGCCACGGUGAAGACAACGACAGGAGGUCCACCACGUCGUCUGUGCACCGUUCCAGUACACCGGCCAUGCCUGCAGCGUGCACACCACCAAACACUGGUGUACCGACACCUCCGACCACGUCGGCCGAUUCGCCGGCGUCGAAUAAGUAAACAAUGACGUCAAGUCAAUAAUGCCUCCCUGUGGAUGACACGUCUUACAGUUCUUGGACAAGUUCAUGUCCUGCAGGAUGGACACACAGAAGUACCACUGUGUUCUAAGGCGACUUCAUUUGUCAAGAGGACGUCUCUGUCUAUGCUGUGAAAGCAAUCGGUUGUCUGCAAACCGCAACAGGCACCUUUCCUGCUGGACCAUUCGCUGUGUGAUUCGAAGUGCUGUUCGCAGGCAGUCGUAACUUAUUCGGAAACAACUGGUGACUUCAAUGAGCCGUGAGCCGUGAUAUUUUUUGGCGUGGACAUUACUGUCCCACAAACUACGUAGAACUGUCACGCGUGGUAGUCAUUGUUCAUCCAGUCCACGUUCAUCCAUAAACGUGAAGGACUCAUGACAAAGACAUUGUGCACCGUCACAUCUGAGACUGGGCUACCAGUGGGGCGAAGCGUUCUGAACUUCACUACAACCUUCGGUCUACACUUGCGCGAGUUCUCAUCGUGCUCGGAACUAUAAAAAGAACUGUCGGAGGUUCAAGCUCAAAAUGACACACAUGCACCUGUCUGCAUUUUGAAACAAUAUUUUUGUGUGAUCAAUACUGCCGCGAAAUGUCUCUUGCUAUUACGUGGCUGUUUGAGAGGCUGUUUUACCUUUUCUUUCGUGAUCUCAUUCUAGUCGAAUACAGACACGCAAAUAAGCGGGCGAAGAAAGGAGGGCGCUAAAAAAAAAGUGUGAUCGAGAAGAAUAAGCAGCGAUUUCAUUUUCUCAUACUCGGGUGAACGAAGACGGAACAAGCUUUGAGACGGGCGGGAAAGUUGGAAUUGUAAUACUGAGAGUUCUCAUAUAAUAUAUAUUUAUUUUAUAUAUAUCCGAGACCACGAAUGAAAAAAAAAAACGAGUUGUUAGUGCAUUCGCUGUGCUCUCCAGACAGGUGAUUCUUUGUUUCUUCUUGCGGGUGAAGUGUGUUCUGACAAGGGCAAGCACCGAGCAAUGGUUUUCAAUGUGAUAUCUUUCACACUUUGUCCUGGGCCCGGUUUCACCAACGCUGGUUAACUCUGAACCGAGAUCCAGGGUUGUUAAAACUUUCAAUUCUUUAUUUUACAAACCUUAGUUCGUGACGUGAUGAAUGUUUCAGGAACAAUAAAUCCCUUUAGUGAAGGAGAGUUGAUCGUUGAUCUCGGUUCAAAUGAUUUCCUUGAUGAAAUCGGGCCUUAGUUACGCAAAUCCCUUCACUGAAGGAAUAUCCCGCCACCUAUCGCUCAAAUUCUGCAUUUCCCAAAUGUUCUCGAAGCAUUACACGAAUGACCAUACUCUCAUCAAAAUGAACGUCACAGUCGAACCUACAUGACCGUGAGGUUAAAGAGUUACAGGUAUAUACAAUUUUUUUUAAAUAUUAUUUUUAUUAGUACAAAUUAAGGAAGCUCUGCUCAUCCAUUGGUAUUUGGUACUUCUUGAUAAAAUGACACGUAAGGGAAAACAUGAGUUAUCAAAAUCGUGAUAUGCGAGGUGUAGAUGAUAAUUACCAGUGUUUUUGUUUGUUUUUUUACUACACCUGAAAACAAAGUUUUGUACAUCUCACUCCCUUUCUCUCUCUCUCUUUGUGUGCACCAAUCUACGGUUUAAAACAAUAUACCACGUCCAUUCCACCAACUCUAGUGAGACUAUCCCCUGCUGUGUACAAAGACAUUCAGCCGUAUCGUUUUCCUUUUUUAUUGUGAGUGUUAUUAUAAGUUUGUCUCGUCACUCUAUUGCUGAUGAUAAAAUGAGUGAUCUUAAUAUAUUCUGUACUAUUUAAAUCAAAUCAACGGAUGUAGGUUUUACUGCGAACUUUGUACAUACUGGUGUAUAUUGCAUGUAAAAUCUUAGGUUGGAAAUAUAAAGCAUCGUCUGCUCGUCA
Molecule: messenger RNA, 4136 nt
Organism: Ornithodoros turicata
Lineage: Eukaryota; Metazoa; Arthropoda; Arachnida; Ixodida; Argasidae
Product: polyhomeotic-proximal chromatin protein-like
Exons: 7
Coding region: 55-2241 (728 amino acids)
Biological process (GO): negative regulation of DNA-templated transcription
Cellular component (GO): nucleus
Molecular function (GO): DNA binding; chromatin binding; histone binding
Source: RefSeq, a predicted model, not a curated record